Molecule: messenger RNA, 988 nt
Organism: Exophiala oligosperma
Lineage: Eukaryota; Fungi; Ascomycota; Eurotiomycetes; Chaetothyriales; Herpotrichiellaceae
Exons: 4
Coding region: 308-838 (176 amino acids)
Cellular component (GO): cytoplasm
Molecular function (GO): calcium ion binding
Source: RefSeq, a predicted model, not a curated record
CGUUGUCCGCAGAUUGCGAUGACAAUCAAUCAGCCGGAUCUACUCUUCUCCGUCUCCGAAAGUGCCUCAUCACCCCAUCACGUGUUUGGGCGCUGCCAAGCACUCGGCUAAGAUGCCCAAAACAAUGCACGGCUGAAUCCACAGGCAUGGGCUAGAGCCAGAAUUUCGUGUGGGUUGAGGUGAGGACCCCUCUACUCGUACAGAAAACAACAAAAAGCCUGCGUUUUUCUUUCCCAUCUUUCGACACUCGACCUCCAAUACUGUUCUGUUCUGUUCUCUGCUGUCCUUUUUCUAGCAGCCAUUCAAAAUGAUCAUCUACAGGGACCUCAUUAGCGGAGAUGAGAUCUGCUCAGAUACCUCCAAGAUCAUCGACGCCGGCAAUGGCUUGUGGGAGAUUGAUGGCAAGAUGAUCAAGAAGGGUGCCGAGAACUUUGUUCUCGAGGGUGCCAACCCAUCUGCCGAAGGUGAAGAUGGCGAAGACGGUGGUGAUGACUCUGGCGACAACCAACCAGUCCUCGAUCUUGCCGACCAAUUCAGACUCCAGAAGUUGGAGGGUGGUAUGACCAAGAAGUCAUAUCAGAGUGAACUCAAGAAAUACAUGAAGGCCCUUACUGAGAAGCUGAAGGAGCUUGGUAAAUCCGAGGAAGAUAUCAAGAAAUUCCAAUCCGAGGCACCUGCUGCGGCCAAGAAGAUCCUUGGCAACUGGGACAACUACGACAUCUACCAGGGUGAAUCCAUGGCUGAGAACGGCAUGUAUGUUCUCGUCGACUUCCGUGAGGACGGUAUGACUCCCUACAUCACCGUCUGGAAGUGGGGUCUUGAGGAAUACAAGGUGUAAAUGUGAUCUUGGAACUCAACUUGGUGGUGACGUCCUUGGAGCGCUAGUGAGACGAUCUGAUGAAAAUGGCGAAUGCGAAACGAUAGCAUUUCACGGAGCAAGCAUAUCGAGAAAUAGAAUAUGCCAGGAAAUUGAAUGGUGUCGUGGUCA